Pelecanus crispus (Dalmatian pelican) is the source of this 1273-nucleotide messenger RNA. The record is from RefSeq and is a predicted model, not a curated record. Lineage: Eukaryota; Metazoa; Chordata; Aves; Pelecaniformes; Pelecanidae.
CCCCCUCCAACAGGAACAGGAAAUACAGUGGUGAUAAUGGUGGGCUAUCCAAAAGGAAUAGAGAUAUUGGAGCCAGUACGAAGAGGGAUUCCCGUAAAAAUGACUAUUGUUGUUGGCACGCGACACGUGCAGGAAUAUAUUAGUGGUCAGUCGGUUGUGUUUGUAGCCAUCGCCUUCAUCACCAUGAUGAUUAUAUCACUCGCUUGGCUCAUAUUUUACUACAUACAACGUUUCCUGUAUACGGGAUCACAGUUUGGAAACCAGGGGCAUAGGAAAGAAACCAAGAAAGCAAUCAGCCAGCUUCAGCUCCAUACUGUGAAACGUGGAGAAAAGGGUUUAGAUGUUGAUGUGGAGAACUGUGCUGUGUGCAUUGAGAACUAUAAACUGAAAGACACUGUCCGAAUUCUGCCAUGCAAGCACAUCUUUCAUAGAACGUGCAUUGACCCUUGGCUUUUGGACCACCGAACUUGUCCAAUGUGUAAACUAGAUGUUAUCAAAGCUUUGGGAUACUGGGGGGACCCUGAAGAUGUACUUGAAGUUCCAAUACCUGAAUCAAUAAGUGGCAGUGUUUCAGUCGGAAGUCUGAGUAUUGCUUUACAAGAUGAUGACAGAAAUGAAGUAAGCGAAUUGUCAGCUUCCUCCACUAAUGAAUCUGUAUUGCAGUGUACCAGUUUAAAAGAGGACGCAGGUGAAACCACAGCAUUACUUGAUGUGGAUGUCAGUAAUAACCGGCAUGGAGAACAUCUAUCUAAUGGAAAUUCCCACUGAACUGCUUCAUGGAAGAUACCUUGAAUAGACUGUUGAAGAACUAUUAUUUUUUAUUUAAUUAGUAUGGACUUUUGUCUAGUUAACGGAAAAAAUAACAAUGUAAAUUAUUUUACCUUUCAAACUUUUCUAGCUGGUGUUCCAAAAGGGCUAAUAACUAAGAAUUUUGUACGCAGGAGGAUUUUAUAAAAUCUCCUCUGGAUGUCUCAUCCUAAAAAAAGAUGCAAUAACCCUUUUUCUGUAAGCAUUGUUACAAUGUCAUUGUGUUCCAGAGGGCUGUAACAAAGAUGAAGACUAGGCAGUGAAAACAAUGUAUAAUGUCUAACAGAUAAAUAUUUUGGAUGCACUAUUUACAUUCACUAUGUACACAUGAAGAACACUUACAAGACUACAACUAUUAAAAUGUUCAGAAAUUUCUGAUCUGUUGUAAUUGGAGAUAGAUAUUCUUAGAAAAGAGGUAAUCUAACCUUGAAGGAAUCAAAUAACUUCAUGGAUAUGUUGCAUAUCC